ACUAUGCUACCAUUACUCCUCCUCUCACUCCUCUCUCCAGUAACAGCAGUAGAAGUCUACCACCGCAUACAGCUCCCUUCCUCUCCCUCUACUUGGUCGCAUAGAGGUACCAUCGACCUCUCCUCCGUGCCGGCGUCCUACGCUCCUGCACCAGACGGCUCAGUUCUGUCCACGACCACAGGAGAAGAUGCAAUCUACCAGGUCGCGCUCGCUCUAGAAGGAAGAGCAGAAGACGACUGGCCUUUUGCCGGUGUGAAAGCCUGUUUCGCAGCCGCCGCAAAGGAGGAUACCAUCACCCUGCGUCUGUCUGCUUCAGGAGAGCCAUACACUCUGUCUUAUGCGCUAGAUCCGGCCCCAUCUGCACACUGCCCAGUGACAUCGUCCUCCCUAGGGCUGCAGAACACGUCUAUAGUGCUGCAUUUACCUGACCGCAUCCCACCGUUGGCACUCAAGACCCCACCCCAGCUGUCAGAAGAAGGCGAAGCCAUCAAGCCCGAGCCGGAAAAGUCGUUAAUCCAAAAAUACUGGAUGUACUUGCUCCCGGUUAUGUUGUUGCUCUUGAUGGCUCCUGGAGGGGAGCAGCAGGGCGGUGGAGGGGGAGGACAGUGAGAGAUGGGUGAUCUUAUGGGGAACCGCAACGUUGGGAUCUAGGUCAAAAGAUGUA
This is a messenger RNA of Dacryopinax primogenitus, 664 nucleotides long. RefSeq lists its product as uncharacterized. Lineage: Eukaryota; Fungi; Basidiomycota; Dacrymycetes; Dacrymycetales; Dacrymycetaceae. Bases 4 to 609 code for a protein of 201 amino acids. The record is from RefSeq and is a predicted model, not a curated record. The transcript has 4 exons.